AUGGCUUCCAAGAGAAGAUCUUGUAAAAAUAAACCCGACGUAUUUUGCUAUAUCUGCGGUGAAUACACACUUGUUCAUAACAGGAAUCAAGUCACAUGUUUCAUAAAGCGUGCUUACCAUGCUUAUUUUGGUAUUAAACUUGGUGACCAGGAUAAAGAUUGGGCGCCACACAUGGUAUGCAAGGCUUGCACCGUGUAUCUGCGUCAGUGGACCAAGGGCAAGAAGACGUGUCUGAAGUUUGGAAUUCCCAUGGUUUGGCGGGAGCAGAGAAACCAUGACACUGACUGCUACUUCUGUAGCAUCGAUCUGACUGGGAUAAACAGAAAGAACCGAAGCAGCCUCGAGUAUCCUGAUUUGCAGUCCGCACGUCGUCCUGUAGCUCAUUGUGAUGAUAUUCCAGUACCUGUGUUUCACAAACUUCAAGACAUCAGUGAUGACGAAUCCUCCAGUGAUGAAGAUCAGGAAACAGAAGAAGAAUGGCCAGUUGUUGACGAUGAAACUCCACAGCUUUUUUCCCAACAGGAGCUAAAUGAUCUAGUUCGCGACCUCAGCUUGUCAAAGGCCUCUGCUGAACUGUUGGCAUCCAGAUUGAAAAAAAACCUCCUCUCUGGCUGUGCUCGCAUCACCCUGUACCGCAACAGGCAUCAAGAGUACCUCCAAUUUUUCUCGGAGGUGCAGGACUUGGUGUACUGCACAGAUAUUGCACAGCUUCUGCACCACCUGGGAGUGCCGCAGUACAAGCCCGAAGACUGGAUACUGUUCAUUGACAGCAGCAAGCGGUCACUGAAAUGUGUUCUACUGCACAACGGCAACCAGUUUGCCUCUGUGCCCCUUGCUCACUCUACUAAACUGAAGGAGAAGUAUGAAGCGGUGAAGUAUGUGCUGGAGAUGAUUCGUUAUGAUCAGCAUAAGUGGGUUAUUUGUGUCGACCUGAAGAUGGUGAAUUUUUUGUUGGGGCAACAAUCCGGGUUCACCAAAUACCCAGGUUUUCUGUGCAUGUGGGACAGUAGAGACAGGAUACUCUUCCCACCACUGCACAUCAAGCUUGGCUUGAUCAAGCAGUUCACAAAAGCUCUAGACAAGGAAGGUGGCUGCUUCAAUUACAUGUGCCAGACAUUUCCGGGAGUAACCAUAGUGAAGUUAAAAGCUGGUAUCUUUGACGGUCCUCAAAUCCGUCGGCUCAUCAGAGAUCCAGAGUUUGAAAAGUCAAUGAACAAAGUGGAACAGGAAGCAUGGAAUGCUUUUGUUCUCGUUGUGAAAAACUUCCUUGGCAACAACAAGGCCAGAAACUAUGCUGAACUUGUCAACAAUAUGGUGACUGCUUUCAAAAAACUCGGAUGCAACAUGAGCAUCAAACUGCAUUAUCUAUUUUCACAUAUGGAUCGUUUUCCUGAGAAUCUUGGAUCAAUGAGCGACGAGCAGGGAGAGGGAUUCCACCAGGAGAUGAAGGAGAUGGAGACCAGGUAUCAGGGACGUUGGAAUGCCGUCAUGAUGGCUGAUUACUGCUGGACUCUAAAGAGAGACAUCCCUGAUGCUGAGCAUUCCAGGGUAUCCAAUAAACGGAAGUUCCAGCCCUAA
Helobdella robusta is the source of this 1578-nucleotide messenger RNA. RefSeq lists its product as hypothetical. NCBI's taxonomy places the organism in Eukaryota, Metazoa, Annelida, Clitellata, Rhynchobdellida, Glossiphoniidae. The transcript has a single exon. The coding region runs from base 1 to 1578 and encodes 525 amino acids. The record is from RefSeq and is a predicted model, not a curated record.